CACUUCCAAGACAGCUUACCGCGGUUACCAAUUCCAAAACUAGAAGAUACGUGCAACAGGUAUUUGGAUGCCCAAAAACCACUUUUAACUCCUGAACAAUAUGAAGAGACUAAACGCCUUGUUGAGAAGUUUCAGAAACAUGAAGGUCCAGGUACAGUGUAAUUUUAUUGAUGUAGAAUAUUAUACUGAUCGAUUUGUACAGCCCUUAAUGAAAGACUUAGUUAUGUUGUCUGUUUGAAGUGUAUAUGACAGACUGAGUGUUUGUAGUGGGGCCUGCCGUUGAAAAAAUAUAACAAAGCCAUCUAUUCAUGGAUUGAUUGUUAUUCAUGGCCUGCAAAAAAAGGAACUCAAAAACAGAAACAAACAAAGAAAACAAAACAAGUUGUGAUUGAAAUGUCUAGGUUACUGUACAUGUGAUGCAUAAGCAGGCUUUCUGUUAGAGGGGGUGUUUACAUGAGAAAACUUGCACCAGCGUGAGUUUCAUAGCUGGGAUGACUUUUUGAUUUUGUAUCACGUUAUUUACAUGAUGACUUGGUCAUUUCAUGUCUCAUUAUUUGAAAGUACACUUCCUGUGUAAACUUAUGUGUGAUUCAAAAUCGCAAACAUUACACAUGCGCUACCCGCUACAGUCUACUGGCAGACUGAUUUCACAGUGAAAUGUGUGGUCGUUUUGUGUUUACAUGAUACUGUUGCGAGAUUUCAUACUGGAGUGAAAUUCUCGCCCCAGUACAACAAUCGGGGUGAACUCAUGCCAAAGUGACUCAUGCCAGCAUGACAUUUUGUGGUGGUAUCAUGUAAACAAAUGUAGAGCCAUGAGAGGGAACCGGACCGAGUGAACUAGCUCUGGCACGAAGGUCGCCCGGUGUCAUGUUAACACCUACUUAGUAGACUGCAAAAAGCGUUGGCAGAGGUAAAGAUAAAUUAUAAAAUUAUUUUACAGGUUAAAUAUAAUAGUCUGAGAAAAUAGCCAACAUUUUGCAACGUUACCACUUGUUUUUCAGGGAAAUAUGUCUGGAGAAUGACAGCAGAAAUGACAUACUCAAUUACUUGUAAAUACCCAGAUCUGGGUAGUGCCUCUGAUAUGGUUGUGCUGUGUGAGAAAUUCUAAUUGCAAUCACCAAUCAGAAGUUAACUUUUUAAGCCUGAUCUGGGAAGGGAGAUGUCAUGAUUAGUGAUGGAUUAUCUGCACUUGUUUAUCAGGUCAUUUUGCAAGAAUAGCAGUGGUGGGGCCCCAAAAUGUUUGCUGCUUUCUCAGGCUAGGUCAUAUUUCUCUGCCAAAAGUAACAUUGCGCUUAAGUGUUAUAAUGGAAUGGUAACUGCACUUGAGCUUUAAGUACAUGAUCAAUCCUUCUAUAAUGAUAUUUGAAUCACUGAUGAUAGAAUUUUGUCAGUCUCAAAUUCAUGUUGAGACAGAAAGGUUUAUCAGACUGGUUUAAAACUGAUAUGAUUAGAUGGAUUAUCCAACUGUGGUGUGAAAGUGGCCAUUAGUUGCCCUGAAACAUAAAAGAUAUGACCUUGAUUUUGCAUUUUCUACACAGGUCUAAAUGCUGAACUUGUACAGAAAAACAAGAGAAACAAACACACUAGUUACAUAUCAGGUAUACUUGUCAAGAAACCUUUUUAUCAUGGACAAUACCAGUGCUGUGCAGUAAUUAAUGUAAUCAUUUUUUUUACAGGUCCCUGGUAUGACAUGUAUUUAUCAUACAGAGACUCCAUAGUCCUCAACCACAAUCCUUUUAUGAUGUUUAAAGAUGAUCCAGUAGCAGAAAAUAAUGACCAGGUAACAUGUCUGGACAGUGAAUGGACAGGUUGCUAUGUACAUAUAAAGGGUCUUGUUUUUGGGACUUUUAAGGGGUCAAUAUGUGUCUGAGACCUAUGCCAUUGUUCAAAAGCCAAUAUAAUCACUAAGUUAACUUAGAACCAAGUGUUAAAACUUAAUCUAAAUUCUUCUUUCUUAUUAUACUGUGAUUAUCUUUCCUUGGGUUCUUCGUGUGGUUUGGGGUGCAAAUGUGUUAAUGCACUAGAUUAAUGAGCUUUGUUGCUGUUUAAAGUUUAAGUGACUCUGUGACUUUAUUAUGGGUGACCUGCUUAAUCAAGUCUAAACCUUUUAGCUGUAUCUUUAAACUGGUAAUGCACUUUUACUCAUUUAAUGAACAGGAUGUCAAGUGAUGUCACUAAUAUUUAGGAAUAAUUUAUUUCCCUGAUUUGUUUUCACUCAGUUACAAAAUUUCGUUUAGUAUCAUUUUUUUUCCUGACAUUUUCAAAAGUUCUAAUGAUUUGUGUAAAAUACACAUAUUUCUAAGCAGCUAUGGCAACUGAAUAUUUUCUAAGUGCAAGUGAGUUGCAUUGAAUUUGCAUAUCUAUAUAAUAUCCAUUUUGCUCUUUUUUGCCAUUUGUUUCUUAUGCAACCAAAGCGAAACUGAAGCUGCAUGUACCUGUCUUUGGUCACUGCACACAUUUCACUCUAAAAAAAAAAAGAAAGAAAGAAAAAUAAUAAAAAAAUAAAAAUUUUCACUGUAUCAUCAUUUGUGUAAUGUGCGUUUUUAUUCUUGUUCUGCCUGUAUUGUAAUGCUAUUAGUUUAACUGUUGCAUAAUGAAAUGUAAAAAAGCCAAAACAAAAACAUCGAAAAAUUGGAGAAACUUAUUGACGGCAUUUCUAUUAAGAUGUACUGGUCUUGCUUCACAGGUGGUCAGAGCCACUAACAUAAUAACAUCUGCCAUGAGAUUCAAGCUGUCACUUGAUGAAACACUCCUUGAACCAGAUGUAUUUCAUUUAAAACCACAAACAAGUGACACACAAUGGUUUAAAAAUGUUAUCAGGUAGGUACAAGUACAUAGGAACAAUUACAUAGAUAGUUAGAUAGUUUAUUAAAAAGCUGCUGCUAAAGCCUGCUAGCCCAGAGAAGUUGUGCAGGCUUACCAAUCCACUUUUUCUCCUUCAUGUAUUUUAUAUCGGCAAAUGUUACUUGACUUUCGGACAAUGAUUUGUAAUUUAACUAGUAUGCUAGCACCGUGGGUUGUUCCACUAGCCUCAAGUAAUCAGACAGCACUUUUGUCAUGCCCUGACCUACAACCCUGUUCAAAAUAACUUGGAACACUUCCGAUUUUGUGGCAUGCGCAGUACAGUCCCCUCGCCCACGUGCAGUGGUGUUAAAAAGCGCAGUUUGGGAAAGCUUUAGCGAUUUUCAACUUUGUGAAUGGGAAGCAGGGGAAAUCGACUAAGUGUUCCAACUACUCUGUUUGGGGUUGUAGGCUGCAAAUGGUACCACCAACCCAAACCCAGGUCAGUAGGAAACCCAUGCCCAGCCAUGAGCCCCGCCCACCAAACCCAGCCACAACCCUAACACCCGGCCCCUCACGCUGGGAUUAGAGGUUCGGUAGGGGUUCAGUAACUUGGUAAAAAGUAAAAACUAAACUACAGUGUGGAAGGGAAGGAGGUAGGAGAAGGAAAGCUCUAAAAAGGCAGUUAAAAAAACAAAAACAAAUGUUUUUUACAGGGUCACCUAAAACAAUAUUGUUUGGACAUUGGUCUUGUUGGUUGAUAAGACGAUUUUUUUUUUUCGCAGAAUUUGCUAAAAGUUUAGUUCCCAGCUAAGGCAAACAUUUUUGUUCUUGACAACCGACCUGCUUGCCAUGGAGCCCACUCCGAAGCAACAAUAGCAAUAUUUCAAGUUCAGUUGCUUUGUUUAUGACACUAAUAACCUGUUUAUGGCACAUGCAGGUUUGUUCCCCGGAAGCUUUCAUGGUAUGGCGCGUUUUUAGUGAAGGCUUUUCCUUUAGAUAUGAGUCAAUACGCGAGGUUGUUUUGUUCAACCCGCAUACCUGAGGUGAAAAAAGACAGGCUAGCCACGUUUGAGAAUGCUCGACACAUGGUGGUCAUGAGGAAAGGAAACUUUUAUGUUUUCGAUACCAUUACAACUGAUGGU
Molecule: messenger RNA, 3926 nt
Organism: Porites evermanni
Lineage: Eukaryota; Metazoa; Cnidaria; Anthozoa; Scleractinia; Poritidae
Source: the annotation of a GenBank genome assembly